This is a messenger RNA of Pseudovirgaria hyperparasitica, 4467 nucleotides long. RefSeq lists its product as uncharacterized. Bases 1 to 4053 code for a protein of 1350 amino acids. Gene Ontology annotation, molecular function: sequence-specific DNA binding; protein binding; DNA-binding transcription factor activity. The transcript has a single exon. The record is from RefSeq and is a predicted model, not a curated record. Lineage: Eukaryota; Fungi; Ascomycota; Dothideomycetes; Acrospermales; Acrospermaceae. Gene Ontology annotation, cellular component: nucleus. Gene Ontology annotation, biological process: regulation of ribosomal protein gene transcription by RNA polymerase II.
AUGCCGGGUAACGUUUGGACUGAGGCAGAAGUGGAGGAAACGGCGGAGACCUCAAUUUCAACUUCAACCUCGACUUCUAUCUUAAACCCUCUCUAUCGUUGUCGCAAAGCCGAUCUACACACUCUCCUCCGGGCUUCUGCUUUGUCCACGCCAGCUCUCAGCUCCAGUACCAGCUCACCCGCCGACGAAUUCUCCUUCUUCCCCUCUCCUGUGCCUGUUACAGACACUCCCGAAGCGGUCUCUUAUGCUCGCGACAAAUACGUCCCAUUCGAUUACUUUACCUUUCCCGACGACGCUUGGGAUGCUUUCUCGACCGGGCCGAUGGUUGAACAGGAUGGAAACAAGUCGCAUAGCCCGCAACGUGCGGAGCUGCUGAACGGACAAGAUGCCCAACCCGACGCCGCCGUCGUGCAGGUUGCGCAAGAGGAAGAGGCGGUGGACGGAGUAUCUCAGGAUGCGCCUGCGCUGGCACAGGGAGAAGUUUCAAUCGCAGCUUCCAAUGAGCUCGCGCAAACAUCUUCCGAGACUCGAACUAUCUUUCCAGCGUUGGAUUUCCCUCUCUUCGACGCCCAGGGCCUUCCAACUUCUGUUCCCUUUCCCGCACCCACGCUGCCUGCUACCUCUAGAGAAAACGUCCCCUCUACCUCCGCGAAUGACCUGAAUCACCACGGUCCGUCCGCAAACCCCUUCAGCAACUUUCCAGAUAUAUCCACUACGGGUCAACUGACUCCUUUGCCGGCGAACUAUGAAGCCAUGCUGCAAGCAAUUCCCGACAAUCUCGCGCCUUGGGACAUCCUAAGCCAUACCGUAGAUCCUGUCGCAUUAGGCACAAUGCAGAACAAGGUGCGCAGUGCCUUCGCCAAGCUCGUCUUCAACGAUGGAGACUUCUACAUGACAACCUAUUCUAUUGAGCUGGGUCGCGCUCAUGAUGAUUCUUCGGAGCCCAAACGGAGGAAGAGACGGGCAGAACGACGGGAUGGACAGUCAUGUUCGCGCAAGCGGCGCAAACUUCGAAGCUGCAAAUCUCUCAGCGAGAAUGGUGGCAUAUUACACGACGAGGAUGCAUGGGGCUCGAGGGAUAGCCACCCAAAUGGCUCUCCUACCGCAAACCCAAAAGAUCUUGUACACCCCUCCCGAUACGAGUACCACAACAUGUCACAUAACGCCUCAUUUGAGGAUGGUGUGGCCCAAGUCGACACAUCUCACGUCCCUAACCCAGAUAGAUGUGUCAAAGUUCCAAUUCACCCACCAAAACACGCGCCCUUUGGGGGGCUCCACGCCGUCUCCCGGAAACAUGCUGUGAUCAAAUACAACUUCGAUAGCGGCAACUUUGAUAUUCACGUCCUCGGUAGAAACGGGGUCUUUGUUGCGAGACCAGGCGAAGAGACUGUUCACUUGACGCCACCCGAGAUCAAACCAUUACAGCACCAAGAUGGUGUGCGCAUUGGAGCAGUCGAAUUCCGUUUCUUCUUACCCAGUCAUGAUGAUGAUGACCAAUUAAGCGAGUCCGACUUGGAGGAAGAGAUGAACUAUACAUUUGAGAAUAGUCGAGGUGAGAGUAUCGCACCUACCGGCGAUGGCAUGGAUUCAGAGGAAGAAGAUGCUGCCCAGACCAACUCGCUUUCGUAUGAUUAUGAUGAGUCCCUACUACUGGACUCAGAUCUCCAGAGUGACGAAGAAGAAUUUGAACCUAUCAGACCAGAAAAAAAGAAGCGAAAGCACCAGCCACCGCCGCCUCCAGCACCGAAGCUGAAGCUCAAUCUGAAGAAGAAGGCCCCCAAGGAAGAAUACGUGCAAAAGACCAAGUUGAGUAAGGUGAAAAAGAAGACGAAGCGUGGCAUUGCGGAAAAGAAAAAGAAAAAUAAGAACAAAAAGACCGUGGUGCCAGAUGAAGAGAUGGAUGCGGCAAAGAUCGUAGCAUCUCCUUCGCCGAAAGAGGUGCCUAAGACUGAGGCGAUUCAGAAAGAAUCGGAUAAAGAAAACAAAGACGUCAAGCCCUCAGUCGAGUUGAAAGAAGAAUGUCCUAUCAUCAGUAGGCCAUUCUCUCAAGACACAGCUAAAGAUCCGACGUCAUUCAAGGCCGUCGUACUACAAGGAGCGUCCGCAGAUACCGCUGGUACAACCAUGUACGAAGACCCCGCAGAACUUGAAAAGCUUGGUCUACCGCCAGGUACAGUCUUCAGACGCAAAUCCGGCCCUGGUAGACCCCCGAAAGACGGCGUGAUGUCUAAGCGUGAGAAAGCUUUGUGGGCGAAGUUGGCUAAGGAGAGGGAGAAGGCAGUCAAAGAAGGCCGCAACCCGGAGGAUAUCACUAUCGAAAGCAUCCAAAAUGCACCAAACAAAGCAGCUCCACGCCCUGCACAACUCUCAACCGAUCAUGUUGGUGGCUCCGCGAAUGAGGUUAAUGGUGAAGGUUCAUCCUCCAUGGCACCGGUACGACGACUUUCUAGAGCAGAAAAGAUCGAGGAGCCAGCAUCGCCACCAGCACGCAAAGAAGACUUCACUCCUGAACAGCUACAGAAGCCUGCUGCCAACUAUGUACAGAUCAUCUGGGAAGUACUCCAUGAAGCUGAGGGCCAUCAAUUGCCUUUGCAGUCCAUCUACCGAUCUAUAAAACGGAAGUACCCUUACUAUGAAUUCGUAGCAGGCUCGAAGGGCUGGGAAUCAUCAGUGCGACACAAUCUGUUGUCUGGCGAUGCGUUUGUGAAAGUUAAAGAAGGGACCAGUAAAUCUGGUGUCGUCUGGAGACUCGACUUGAGUAAGCCUAUCCAAAAGGUCGCACGUAGAAGAGCUGCGACACCUCCACAACAACAGCCGCAGCACGCAAAUCAUCCUCCAUCGUAUUAUCCACAACAUAUGGCACAAUACCAGAUGCAACCUGGACAGCGUCCUCCUGUUUCCGCAUAUCCUCCACAAUCCCAACCACCUCAACAGCCUAUACCUGCAGCUCGCCUCCCGUCAAGUUUGCGGGGCCCAGGUACGCUACAGCCUUCAUCAAGCAACCCAACAGGCUCUUACGUCUCUCCCUGGACCGCUGGGGGCCCAGCUUCUACACAUACGUCUCCGUAUGGUCCUGCUCCCGCCAAUCGCCCGUCAUACACAUCUCCAUAUAAUCUGAACCCGGCACAGCAAAAUCAUACCCAAGUCCCUCCAAACGCGAGACCGCCUCCCCCGCAAGGAUACAAUCCACCGUCCAUGACACAACGUCACAACGCUGUUUCUAAUGAAGCUCCUCGAAGCUACACUCCUCCUGGACCAGCCCCUGCUCCUGCUCAGCUGGGGAACAUUCGGAUACCGCAGUCGCUCAUGCAGAACGGUACAGCGGCAGUAGCAAACAUGGGUACCAACACGCCGGCUCAAAAUCCCCCAACGAUGGCUCAAGCACACGCUUCUGCGUCUACGCAGGGCUCACAGCAGCCUGGAACUGCACAGGAUCCUAACGUACCUUGUCCUUACUCUGUCCCUCCACCACAGCCUCAGCAACCGCCACAACAUCAGCAACCUCCCAAUCCUCAACAACCUCAAGUGCAACCGCAAAGACCGCCACAGCCCACACAUCAAUCGCCCUACGCACAAUCACCCUAUACAAGCAUACCACCAGCACACACCGCCACAAAUGCCCAAAAUAUAGCAGCUCCAACGUCGCUGUCUGCCGCGACCACCACCCAAAAUGUGCCAACAGACAGUCCCAAGCGCCCCGACGUCGAGCCAUUGACUCCCCAGGACGGGCUCUCAAGACCAGGCACUGCACACGGCGAUCGCGAGUCGAUACCAACAAACGGCACGGGCAUCAACCCGAGCGGCCUGAGACGCCAGCUUGAGGCCGCAGUGCAGGAGACGAAAGUCGAAGAAGCCAUUACGCAGCUUGCAACUGCGGCAACAGCCGUUCUGCCAGGUCCUAAAUCUGAUACGUCGUCCUCACUCCCAGGCCCUGAACCCGAUACGUUGUCCUCGCUCCCGGGCAAGGAAUCAGAGACACGACCUGCUGUGAAUGCACCAAGUAGUAAUACUCCUGAAAUUGUGCAGCAGGAUGUUUCCGUUGAACAGAAAUAGAGGGUUAUGUGCUGCUUUUGUGAUCGUGUGCAUUGGAGUUUAUACGGUGGACCUUUUUUUUGGGAGGUGCGGAGGCGUUGGUAAUGUUUGGCUGGUAAUAAUCAUCACCUAUCACAGUAUGAAGUGGAGAUGAGAAUGUGGAUGACGACGAUGACGCCUACGACGACUAUGAUGAACGGGAUGAAGCAUGCGUUUGUGCGCAUGCGCAUGAAUAUAAGGUUCCACGGCGGUAGAUUUGAGGGCUUUUGGUUUCAGAUACACACCUGCAACGCGUCGUUGUUUGUCCUUGUGCUUGUGCAGCGCAGUGUCUUUUUCCCCAAAGCGUGUGGUUUAUCAGACUAGACUUUGAAAAAGUUUAUAUAUCGUAUCAUGUCAUAUCAUAGCAUAUCAUAGAUAUAUGUAGCUCACUUUGGG